GGCAAGUAAAGCAAGGCAUGGCCACUGAACAAUUUUAGAAUGAAAAAAUUCAAUCACUUAUGAAUUUGCGUGUCUGCAGUAUUUCCAAAUCGACGAAAAGCUGUCAAUGUCUUAUCCAACUUCUGUAAUGAAACGACGUCUCAUCAUAUAGAUCGUAUUCGCAGUUUCCUAUGGCCACCAUCAUCUAGAUAUAAAAAACAAAAAGAAGGGGAUAAGAGUCGGAGAUUGACAUGCGCGUAUAUAUACGUACAGAUCAUGUAUGUAUAAAAAUACAAUAACAAAUGGCGGAGGAGAAGCUUGAGUGGGAAGUAACGUCGCCGGAAUCUCGAAUCGCCGGCGAGUCGCUCAUAUACACUGCCGGCGUCGUACUCUUCAUACUCAUUUGUCGAUUCAUAACGGCGCUUCGUAAAUUAUAUUUCUCUAAUCCCCGAAUUGCCCCUGGUCAUCCAAUUCGCCGCUCCAGCUCCAACAAUACUGCCAGUCCCUCGUCACAACAGCUAGGGAAUUCUUCUAUUAUUUCCGAUUCAGAUCUCAGAACUUUGAUCAAUAACUUGGACGGGAGACUCACUGAUGGGACUGAAAAAUGGGAAAAUGUGAUUGAGAAAAGUAACAGUCGUCUUUCCUAUAGUGCAAAAUGUUGCAAGCCCAAGGAUAGUCCCCUAAAAUAUAUGAGUGUUACUGUGUUUGAGGACUGCUCUGCUCAGUUGCUGAAAGACUUUUAUAUGGAUAAUAGUUACAGGGAGCAGUGGGACAACACUUUGAUUGAGCAAAAUCUUUUGCAGGCGGGUGAUAGAGAUGGAGUUGAAAUUGGUCGCUUAGUAAAGAAGUUCCCACUCCUGACAGCAAGGGAAUAUGUACUUGCUUGGAAAUUGUGGGAAAAAGAAGAAGACACCUACUAUUGCAUCAGUAAGGACUGUGAGCAUUCUUUAGCUCCAAGACAAAAGAAGUAUGUUCGUGUUAAAUAUCUAAGAUCUGGUUGGAUGAUAAGAAAAGUACCCGGUAGAAAUGCGUGUGAGAUUAGAAUGAUACAUCAAGAAGAUGCUGGUUUGAAUCCUGAUAUGGCAAAGCUUGCUUUUGCGAAAGGCAUUUGGCGGUAUAUAACUAAAAUGGAUGAUGCACUACGCAAAUAUUCUGUGAUCAACAAUAUUCAAAUUAGUUCAGCUGUAAAUGCAAAUGAUUUUGUUCAGAAGGUCCCAACUGCGGUAGGAACCUUAGAUAGCUCGAAUGCUCGAGCUAAGAGAGAAUUUUCUGCAGAAAGUUCUGACAAUCGGCAAGUCACCGAAGAACUAAACAGCAGGAGAUCUUCAAGAAGACCUUCCUGUAAAUUAGUAACUAACAGUUUGAUUCUUCUUGGUGGUGUCAUCUGCUUGUCUCGGGGGCGCCCAAACUUAGGUGCCAAGGUUGCAAUGUCAUAUAUUUUAACCAAGCUAGCAAAACGGGGUUCGUUAUCUCAAAAGGGAUGCUUCAGUACCAGAGUCUCUUAAUAAUAAAUGUAAGGCUGGGUGCUAUAAAUACACUUGGAAAUUUGUCCAUACUUGAUAAAAAGGUUCGGAAGAUUGUCUAUACAUGUCAAUGAAAAAUGUCGGGAAAUGUUAUAUCCAGAGCAAAUUUUUAUAUCUAGAGCUAAAAAAGCUUGAAAAGACGAAAUUACCUCACAUUGUUUUUUUCCAUUUGUUGUUAUUGUAUAUGUACGGGGUCAGUUUUUUCUUUUCA
Molecule: messenger RNA, 1713 nt
Organism: Daucus carota subsp. sativus
Lineage: Eukaryota; Viridiplantae; Streptophyta; Magnoliopsida; Apiales; Apiaceae
Exons: 6
Coding region: 282-1484 (400 amino acids)
Molecular function (GO): lipid binding
Source: RefSeq, a predicted model, not a curated record